GAAAACCUGCCAUCUAAUGGACCUGUGUGCCCUCUCUGUCUUCCUGAGUAAGAAAGUCCGCUGUCAUGAAGAUGGAAGCGCCCACGCCCAAAUCGACAAAGUCCCGGAGGCGAGACACCGACGACAGCCGAGCGGAGAGAAAGAGGAUCCAGGACCGCCUAGCCCAACGGGCCACGCGUGAAAGGACCAAGAACCGCAUCGCCUAUCUCGAGCAGCGUCUCAGCAGCCUCGAGGCCGGCGACAAGGACGGCGAGAUCACCAACUUGACGCGCAUCAUCGACAACCUGCGCAAUGACAACAAUCGCCUUCGAAAUGCAUUGGUCAAGAUGCGCACCGUCAUUGACCAGGCCGUGCUGGCGCCGGACUCGUCCAGUGAGGCUCAACCAGACACCAGGCCUUGCGGGUGCAACAUGCAGUCCGCUUGCACCUGUGCUCAGACACCAUUCCCCGCGGCCACCCCUGCUACGGCAUUCGAAGACCCAAAUGCUGCAUUUCGCCACACUUCCGUCUCUUCGACCGACACUUCAGAGGUCACCGAGGUGAUCAACGGCCACAGCCUUGGCCUCAACGUGGAUGUCUCACAACCCGAUACCAUGGGCUCCGUGACAGGCCUUGAGGACUUUUUCGACUUCAACCCGAACUCGCUGCUUGAGAUGUUUGAGAUGGGUAGUACCACGGGCUUCAAUGGAUGGCAGCCACAGACACCCUCUCCAUUCGACUAUCGCUUUCCUUCGUCAGAUGCUGUUGUAAAGGUCGCUCCCGACGUCGACAAAUGGCACGUAUCCAACGGAGCGUUUAUCAGUUGCUUAGACAGCGUCAAGCAGCACACGGCAUCGACCGCCACCCUCGACAUGCACGUGCCGUUCAAGGCCGCCAUUUGGGGGUGGGACAAUGUUGGUCCGGAAGCUCAGCACCCUGUAUGGAAUGCGCUGCGGCAGGUUGACCAGAGAGUGUUUGGCACAUGGACGUCCAAGGCGCAGAGAAUCGCUUUGAUGUACGUCUGCCAGACACUGAUCCAAUACCGAGAGAAUCCGACUCGAGAGAACCUGGAACGGGUGCCAGUCUUUCUACGGCCUAGACCAUCACAAGAAAGGGUGCAACACCCAGCGGUCAUAGAUUUUCUCAUAUGGCCCGGACUCCGGGAUCGACUCGUCUUCGAGCACAAGAAAUAUACGUCAACCGGCGACUUCUCAGCCGCAUUUGUCGAGAACUUCAACUUCUACUGGCCGUAUUCAGACCGUGAUAUCUUCGCGUACAAUCCGGUCCAGAACCGCUACGAAGUAUCCAAGAUCUUCCUCGAGUACGCGUACAACUUCAAGAACUGGACCAUGAAGCCGGGCUUCUUCAAGAAGUUCCCCGAGAUGCAGCACGACAUCGCGGCUUUUGAAGGGACCAUGGACUUUCCGAAGGCGAGCUGGUCAACGUGAGAAAAGGGAGUCACCCAUCUGGUGGGUUUCGCUCUUCGAUAGACUGCCCCCCAAGUGAUGCGUUUUCGGGUCCAAGAUAUCGGCAGCAGCUCCGCGACUGGCCAUACGGAUCCGUCUCUCGCCGCCAGCGACCGAUCAACUCGAUGAGCGACGACCUAGGCAAGUCAUGUGCAGGGACUGCUGGCGAGGACUUCCACGUAAAGGGCACCUUGCGCACUACCUGCAAUUAUCACGCAGGAACACGUCUAGAACUAAAGGUGUACGAGGGCAGGUACACCUUAAUCACCUGUGUCGCCUGACCAAAGGAACUUGAUGUGUCUCUACCAGACGACAUCAGAUGCUGCAUUGAAAAUUCACGCCUUCACAGCGCGAUGAGUACGUGAGUCUCGUGCCGUCAUGUCUGAAGAGGUGGCCAGCGUAUACGUCAGCACGACAAAGGGAACUACGCCCUUAAACCGUCGACUGCGAAUAGAGACAGGUCAGAGUGGACGGCAGAUCGGAGCUCAGGAUCGUGGAUCCGAAGUCGGGAAGGGGUGGGAGCAUGGGGUCUAUGCUCAAACUAGUCCCAUGUUCAAGAGCUGAAAUGCCCAUGUCGCCGAUGCUGCGCUGUUGCUGCGAGGGAGGCACAUAUUUUUACACAAGCUCAUCACAUACAAGCAGCUACCAUAAAGAAAGAGAGUCUUCAAGACGAACGCUCUUUAAAAGGCGCAUGCAUGAUCUAAAUGGACGAGAUCUG
Cladophialophora immunda is the source of this 2163-nucleotide messenger RNA. RefSeq lists its product as uncharacterized. The transcript has 3 exons. The record is from RefSeq and is a predicted model, not a curated record. Lineage: Eukaryota; Fungi; Ascomycota; Eurotiomycetes; Chaetothyriales; Herpotrichiellaceae. Gene Ontology annotation, molecular function: DNA-binding transcription factor activity. Gene Ontology annotation, biological process: regulation of DNA-templated transcription. The coding region runs from base 66 to 1427 and encodes 453 amino acids.